AUGGCCCCCGACCUGAACUCGGUGCCUCCCUCGCCGCGCCUCGCCCAGGCGUCGGCAGCCACGAUCCAGCCCUCCGCGCCCGCACCUUCGCACGGCAGCAGCCACCACGCCCUGCCAGCUUCCACCUCACACCCCUCCUCGCGCCGCGCAUCCCAGAUCUCGCCCAUGAAUCCUCCGCCGCUCCCGCUCGGCGCAGCUGGGAACGGCUCCACUCCGACCUCGCAGCCUCAGUCGCAGACCACAUACCAGCCAUUCCCGCCGCUGAGCCCACACCUGCCCGGCACCGCUCCUCGCGGCAGCAUGGAUGAGGCCGGUGUUCCCAUGAGGCACCCGCGCCCCUUGACAGCCGCUGAGCUGCACCACGAGCUCGAGCUCGAGCAAGAGGCCGUGGUCAACCGCCUCACGCGCGAGCUCAGCGCCCUCCGCGCGCACUCGGCAUCCGUCGCCAGCUCCGUCUCGUCGACCAGCACCUCCGCGCACCACCAUUCCAGCAACCCCCUCCUCUUCGAGGCCACCGACCCCUCGGCCGUCCACGCCGGCGCCCUGACCGGCCCGACUCACCCCACGGCCUCGCGCCGCCACCGCAGCUCCAGUAGCGUCAGCCGUGCGUCCCAGCCGCACCGCUGGUCCGUGUCGAGCCAGAGCCAGGGCCAGGGCCAGGCGCAACCACAACAGAUCGACGGUACGGGUAGCGGGGUGAUCAGCGGGGCCAGCAGCACCUACGCGGCCGGCGUGGGCAUGGCGCGCAGCCCGAGCCUCGGUGUGGGAGCGAGCGCUGCGACGAGGUUCGAGGAGGCGGCGCUGCACAGACAGGAGCUCGAGGAAGCCAAGAAGGAAAACGAGCUGCUGAGGAAGCGCAUCAGGGAGCUGGAGUCUGAGCUGCGGGGUCCGAGAUCCAGCGGAGCAGGCCCGCCGGCGACGACCUCACCCAGAGAGACGAGCCAAAGCCGAGGCGUCCGGAGAGACGAGGCUGUUGCGUCAUGA
Messenger RNA from Diplodia corticola, 984 nucleotides. RefSeq lists its product as uncharacterized. The record is from RefSeq and is a predicted model, not a curated record. The transcript is spliced from 2 exons. NCBI's taxonomy places the organism in Eukaryota, Fungi, Ascomycota, Dothideomycetes, Botryosphaeriales, Botryosphaeriaceae. The coding region runs from base 1 to 984 and encodes 327 amino acids.